This is a messenger RNA of Brienomyrus brachyistius, 796 nucleotides long. It is a transcript of the gene znf593, whose product is annotated as zinc finger protein 593. Lineage: Eukaryota; Metazoa; Chordata; Actinopteri; Osteoglossiformes; Mormyridae. The transcript has 4 exons. The record is from RefSeq and is a predicted model, not a curated record. The coding region runs from base 145 to 534 and encodes 129 amino acids. Gene Ontology annotation, molecular function: zinc ion binding; nucleic acid binding.
GUUUUAAUAUAGGAUAAUAACCCGGAAACGAUAGGAAAACGGGUCAUGAAACACACGCGUGUGCAAGUGUAACGCGAAAUCGCAAUCUACAGCGCAGAGAAGUAGUGGUGGCACAGCGCUACCGGGGUGAGUUUUAAAGUUGACAUGGGGAAGUCUAAGCAGACGGGCAACCACAAAAGUGACAAGAAGAAGAACAUUGCCAAGACGUGGAAGACGAAGCGUCGAACAAAGGACCUCGAUCAGAUUCACGAUGACAUGAAGCCUGACAAUGCAGCCAGGCUGCUUAAACAGGAGCCAGACUAUGAUGUCACGGGGUGCGCUCAGUUCUACUGCCUGCAUUGCGCGCGAUAUUUUGUAGAUUUAAAAACCAUGAAGGACCACUUCAAGACCAAAGUACACAAAAAACGGCUGAAGGAGCUGCGGAUGGAGCCGUACACCCAGGCGGAGGCAGAGAGGGCAGCAGGGAUGGGCUCCUAUCUCCCCCCCCAAAGCGUGCAAGUGCAGACGCAGCCUGUGGAGGAGGAGAUGAGUUAACUGCAUGGCAGCUGGGCCUCUGUCCCCCCAGCCUGUGGAGGAGGAGAUGAGUUAACUGCAUGGCAGCUGGGCCUCUGUCCCCCCAGCCUGUGACGGGACUGGGGGGGGGGGGGGGGGGCGGGCGGUAGCUCCCCCUGUCCCUCCCAGGGGGCUUUUAUUGUGCAACAGGAACACAUAUUUAUGUACACGCAUGUAAAUAUAGCAGGUUUGUGUACAAUCUGUGUACAGUGGCCUACAGGCAUAAUAAAGGUCAGAACACGGA